Pseudoliparis swirei is the source of this 3697-nucleotide messenger RNA. RefSeq names its product cell division cycle associated 2 (gene cdca2). Gene Ontology annotation, cellular component: nucleus; chromosome. The transcript is spliced from 15 exons. The coding region runs from base 285 to 2966 and encodes 893 amino acids. The record is from RefSeq and is a predicted model, not a curated record. NCBI's taxonomy places the organism in Eukaryota, Metazoa, Chordata, Actinopteri, Perciformes, Liparidae. Gene Ontology annotation, biological process: regulation of mitotic nuclear division; regulation of chromosome segregation.
UUUGAACCGUUUUUAAAUGCUAAACAAUAAUAAUCAUGUUUUGAAGUCGUAUAAGUGUUUGUUUAGAAACGUUGAUGACUUUUUAGCGGAGGGAUCUAUACGUCGCUGCUGGCUCCUGCGUGGAGCGGAAUUUGAAUCUCUCAGCUUCUCUCUUUCUUACGUUUGUGUUUUAGAGGAACGUGUAAUAAUAUGUCAGUGCUUUUUACGUCACAGUAGUCCAUACAUAUGAUGUUUAUAUGUAUUUAAACAGAAAACACCACUUUUAUUUACUUUAAAUCUACGAGAUGGCCACCGCGGAGAUGAACACGGAGGGAGAUCAGACAGAGAGCAUGCUGCCUCCCGUUGAAGAGGACUCUCCAGUUUUAAAUGACACCUCAGCCUCACUGAAUUUCUCGGAGCUCACACCUCUGCAGUUUGGCAUCUCCGAGCAAAGUUUUACUCCAGUAUCAUCACCAAAAAGCAAAGAUAAAUCUCGUCUCGCACAAAUGAAGGCAAGGCGGAGGUCUGGCGUUGGUGCCCGUGGCUCACCAGAGACAAACUCCCUCAUCCGCUUCAUGGCACGACAGAGGAUGAAGACUCCACCAACCUUCCAAACUCCAGAGCUGGCGAGAAGUAGCCCCUUACUUCCCCGGGUGGCCUCCAUGCUGAGGCAGAAGAUGGCCUCCUUCCAGAGCCUGAUGGAUGUGGAAGAGAGUGAGGUCUGUGAUCCGAUGCCAAAGCAAGACAGCAGCAACACUGGAGGAUGCAUCAAGACAAGAGAUUAUCUGUCUGAUAGGAGCAGCCAUGAUGGAGGAAAGGAGAACAACCCACCAAUGAUGACGGCCAUGCCCAGCAAGAGGAGGCGCUUGGGCCCAAUUGACGGCUGUGAGGUGGAGAUUAGAGAGGCCAGCACUCCUAUCUUCCACUUGAGUUUGAAGAAGCAGAAGGAAGAAGAACCAGUGAUGCAGGUUGUGACACAAGGACCGUUGUCAUCCACUGAGACUGUGGAACAGGUCCAAGCUGUGCUUAUAUCCCCAACCUUUCACUUUGACCUUGAGCUCCAAACCUGUUCUCCUGCUAGGAACCAGCAGGACGAUAUCUUUGAACUUCAAAGCCCCCGCCGACCGCCACCUGAUGAUUCUGCAGCCGCUUCACCAGCCCGGCAUGCCCCCGCCCUUCACAUCCCCUCUUUUCCUUCUCUGUUGGAGAUGAAUCCCACAGGAGAGGAUGACUCAACCGGGACAUCGGUGAAGAAGAAAAAGCGGGUGUGCUUUGGAGGUCCGCUAUCUCCUGAGUUCUUUGAUAAGAACCUGCCUCCCAGCACACCGUUGCAGAAGGGGAGCGAGCCAGCCCGGGUACCCACACCAGGUGGGAUCUUCCAGCCGCGCUCAGUGCUGAAGACCCCACAGAGGAGUGAAUCCCAAACAUCAGCACCACAGCCAGAUCCCAGCAGCCCCACUGGGUUUGGUGCCUCGCCGACGCUUGCGAUGCCUCGCCACUGCAGAAUGCCGUCUGUGGGGGAGGACAGUGACGAGAGAGAUGAAGAACGAUUGAUUGUUUUCCCUUCCAUGGAGGAGGUUGACUCUGCGUGGACGGGAAAUCCAGAAUGUACGUGGGAAGUUCAGCCGUUGAAUUUAAACGCUGCCUUCAUCGAGGAGUCUCUUUCUCAGAUUCUGACAGAGUCUGAGGUCCAUCCCAGCACCACCUCCCAGAUGGAUGAGCCGAUGCCAGAGCAGGAAAGGCAACAUGAAGCUGCAGCUCCAGCCCAAUCUAGAGACCGAAGGGAAAAGCAGCCAAGACCAGAACACCGGGCCAGCAGUGAGGCCGAAGCUCGCUCCGGCAGUCGAAAGAGAAAGCAGCCGGAGGAGAGCCAACCUGUGAAGAGGUCGACGCGCUCGGCUGCCCAGACGACCUCCGGGAAGAUGAAGAGGACCGCCGCGGCGAUGCGGCGGUGGAACCGGGACGUGGACCGCUCCCUGUACGGCUCUCGAGCCUACGCCUCCAAGAACCCCACCCUGAGCCCCAUCAACGAGAGGCUGGCCCUCAUCGGCCGGUCUCAAGCAGCGCCGCACAUUCCUUGUACGAGCAGCACGGCCCCAAAUCACGAGACCCCCUGGAACCCGGAGAUGGCGAACGGCGCUCUAGCACCGGGUGAGCUCACUGUGACAAACGCUUUGGAAAAUUCCCCAGAAGAUUCCGUCACAUCAACAAACAGCUUUAAAAAAAUGGCCACAAAGAGGGUGAGAGGGAGAGGACUGAAGAAGAGGACGGUCAGUGUCUCUCAUGAUACUCUGCUCAGCGAGGAGACUCUGGAUCCGACUGGAGGAGAGACGGAGGAGCACGGUGACGGCCAAACGACUCCCAACCUUGAGGCAUCGAGCGAAACCCCUCUGAACCGCACGCUGCCCGAGCAAGGAGAGCCGAACACUGAACAUAAGGCCCACAUUUCUGCAGAUACACUUUGCACGGACUCUGAUGGAAACUUAGAAUGCCACGGCAGUCCGGCUGCAGCCACCUCAGGCUGCCCGCCUUCAGGUGGAGAACCCGACAACACGUUGAGUCAGUCAGCAGAGAGAACCGCCAUGACGGUCAAGGAGAGCGCCGUAAACGUCUCUGAGCUGCAGGAGCAGGGACGGGGAGACCACGCCGCCGCUAUCCAGUGGGACGACAUCGGGUCAAGCUCUGAGACCCAGGAGGAGGUGGGAGGAGCCGGUCUACACCUCGCCUCCUGGCAGGCUGACUUCAAUUUUGAAGAUGUGUUUAAACCGGUUGCCAGUAGAAACCAGGUGCGCUCAGUACGCCGCAGCCUGAGGAACCAGAGCAACGCAGAGCACAGCGGCGCCGGUCUGGCCUGGUUGGCUUGGACCUCCCCUGAAUCCAUGAAGGAGUCCCGCAGGAAGACCCGGGUCCGGCGGCUCAGUGCUGUGCUGGCCAUCCAACUGUCACUCCCCGAAGAGACGCAAGACAAAUGCUCCGUGAGACUUUAAAUCCACGACAUGAACAUGGAUGAAGAAUAAAGGGGGAUAACUACUGCAUUCAUCGCACCUUCAUACUUACCUGUCCCGUUUGUUUCAGAUGAGAUGAAGGAUUAUCCAAAGAGCAGGCUGAUUGUUUUGUAUUCGCGAGAACAUUAAUGCCUCUGUUCCCUGUGAAUUAUUAGAGCUGACCAGUCAUUUGUAGCCAGUUUCCCCUCCGCUUACCAAGCCAGUCAAUACCCAAUCAUAUUCUCUGCUGACCACCUCCCAAUCAAUACCCGAGCACUCGGCUGGUAAUCACAGUGCAUGUUCAGGCUCCCUCUACAGAGUCAUUGGAUUCAGCAUCUCCAAGUCAAUAUCUCUUCUCUGUGGAUAGAUGCAGACGGCUGGACUGCAUUCUCCAUCUGCCAUGCCAGGUUGGGCAGGAGGAAGAUAUGAUGGUAAAGUAAGCAAGUGGGGGGGGAACACAAAUCAAAUUUAUAGGUUCAGACACUUCUGUUGAGUGGUGGUUGCUGGAGUAGUUUAUUUUGUGGUCCCCUCGGUGAUCUAAACAGUUGACGUCCAGGUAAAUGUCCAGAAGAGGUCCCCAUCGCGUUCUCUGAUCUUUUUAAUGGAUUGUUUUAAGAUGUGAAUCGGGUGGAAAUAGGUUGCACCAAAUCUUAAAUAAGUUUGUGUUCUCAGUGAACAUCAGAAUGUACCUUGCUAUGUUCUUAUGCUGAUUAAAUGCCUUGGUUGUAAGUGAA